UCCUGAUCAAGGUUAACCUUUGCAGUACUGCCCAAAGUCCAAGCAGCUGUUUCCGUCAUUAUGGCUGUGGGGGGCGCGUCACGGUAAAAUGCUGUCCCCCCGGGUGAACCAAAGUUGCACAUCUAGGUUUGAACAAACGUGCCAGUGGAUAUGGCAUCAUGUGCAAGCUCAUCAAAUUAUCGCAAGCGAUGUCCUCGAUAGUCUAUUAUCUACAUUUUUUAUUGCAAGAUUACCACGGUGAGCACGCAAGUAGCAAUCCAACGUUGUCUCGGCGUUCUGAAGUGCAAGUCGUACUGCGCGUGCCAAGGGGACCCUGUGCGCUCCUUGUACUCGUCCGACGCUGGACGACAAGUAUUUAAUCCUUUAGUGAACGCAUCUGCGGAUCAUUGAAAUGUCCGAGUCUGUGGUCAUGCAUUCAUUCCAUCAUUCUCAAUCGCACUCCGCAAGCUUGGAGCGUGCGAGCUCAGCCCAGGACAAGGCCAUGUUGCAACGGCAGUACAGGGCAAAGGAGGCGCAUGCACUUGCAGAACUCCAAAAAUUACUUCAUGGCAUAUCCCCAGGCGCAGAUACCUAUCUGACUCGACUUGGGACGAUUGUUCAAGCUACAGAAAUGAUUAAAUUCCUUCAUUAUCGCAACACCAUGUUGGAGGAACUUCAUGAAUCGCCACAUCCGGAACCAGGCUAUAGUGCCACGGCAGCCUUCGACUGUCAUCUGGUCCAACACCCAUUAGCUGACUGGAAAUGGGGCAAUGACCAUGUGGAUGAAAGACAUCAACACUCGGAUGGCGCGUGGAACCCAGGUUGUCCGACAUCUUUAAAUGGUGUCGCGAUGUCUAGUAACAGAUCUGUCUGGCACUAGCUAGUGGUAGUAAUACUCUUUACAUGCUUUCCUCUCGAGACAGGUUUUACAUAAUUUCGUUCUUGAUCAGUUCAGUUCGCUGCGCCCCAUUGUAUAUAUCAAUACAAGCUGAUUGACAAAUGAAUAUUUGAAUGCUUC
Molecule: messenger RNA, 997 nt
Organism: Suillus discolor
Lineage: Eukaryota; Fungi; Basidiomycota; Agaricomycetes; Boletales; Suillaceae
Exons: 3
Coding region: 392-859 (155 amino acids)
Molecular function (GO): protein dimerization activity
Source: RefSeq, a predicted model, not a curated record